Oldenlandia corymbosa var. corymbosa is the source of this 537-nucleotide messenger RNA. NCBI's taxonomy places the organism in Eukaryota, Viridiplantae, Streptophyta, Magnoliopsida, Gentianales, Rubiaceae. The record is from the annotation of a GenBank genome assembly.
AUGCGGCCAAUUACUCUAGAUGGGUUACAGCGCAAUCUAGCUAAUUUUUGGAAUCACAAUGCCUUCCUACAGCUGCACGAUUUGACUCAGCAGGCAAUGUUUGUCAGCAAGACAUCUGUUUGGGCUGAUAGUGAGAAUCCAAGCCAGGAUUUUGUUCCGGCUGACCCAACCCAGGAGUAUAUCCCACCUAGGCCUCCCAGGACUGACCGAGGCGGGAUGAGAAAACCUGUGGCCACCCAGGAUACUGUCGGGCCAUCUUCUACCCCGCAUGCGUCUCCUCACCGUCCAGCAUCGCCACACCACCAUCCCUCUCCUCCUUUUGAGCAAAUUCAUUUUGAUUCAGAUUUUAUUAAUCUAGAUCCUAAUGCAGGGGGUUUCUUUCAGACUGGUUACGGGGGUGGUCAUCACAGUCAGCAUCUAGGCGGUGACCAUAUCCAUAAUGGUCAGGAGGAUGAUCAGGAUCAGGAGAAUCAUCGGGAUCGGGAGGAUGAUGAUGAGAGGACCAAUAAUUCUGAUGAUGCUGAGAGCACUUCUUAG